Molecule: messenger RNA, 679 nt
Organism: Trichomonas vaginalis G3
Lineage: Eukaryota; Parabasalia; Trichomonadida; Trichomonadidae
Product: zebrafish ch211-108c17.2-related family
Exons: 1
Source: RefSeq, a predicted model, not a curated record
AUGGGCCAUAUUGUUCACCCAAAACGGAAAACAAAGGCAAUGCAUAACAUUUUACUCCACGAACGUCGUCGACUCUCAGCGCGACAGAUGCUUGGUGCUUGCAUAAUGACCGGAAUGCCAUAUACAAAAGGUGCUCGCUUUCUUUCUCUUUGUGGAACUAAGCCCCCUGUGAAGAGUGGUGUCAUGAGACAACAGAGAUUUUGUGACGAUAAGAUUAGAAGACUUAAAAGUAUUUCCCUAAUGCUGUCGAGAAAGUCCUUCAGUGGUUACUUAUCCAUUGAUGCAAGAUGGACGCACAGGCGAAACUCGCCAAGUUGUACAGUAACUGCGCUCGAUGCUGUCACAAAAAGAGUUCUUGCAUGCGUGAACAUCAACCAUAUUGGUGGAAACAGACAGCAUGCUCAGUAUUCCGGAGCUUCCAACAAUAUGGAAAGUGCUGGAACUCGAAUCAUCUUGAAGCAAUUAAAGAAAUACAAUAUCUUGAAAGAUGUUAAAGAGAUUAUUAAAGACCGAGAUAACAAAAGUGUCUCUGUCUUUAAAGAAUUUGGCGUCUCUCAUCUUGAAAGAUUCGAUCCAGGUCAUGUAUCAAAAAAUAUCUCAAAAGAUUUUACAAAGUUCUCAGCUUCUCAUAAGACAGUUGAAGUUUUCAACGACAAGACUCAGAAGAUUGAAAAAAUAG